AUGGAAAUGAUGGGCCAAGCCAUUCCCAUCGGUUGGGUUUCAUCGUUCAUUCCUUUUCUAAGUAUUCAUUCGUCCAAGUUUUACAAGAGAAGAACGAACGACAAUCAUGUCCAACGUGUUAUUCAUCACACAUUCGGAAAAGUUUUAGAAAUUCCAAGAGAUGUUUGGUUUCAUCACAUUUUUGAUUUUCUAAUCGGAGGUGAAUUUCAUCGAACCAAAAGAAUUUUAAAACAAGGUAUAUUUGAACACUUGAUGAGAUUUAAAAAUCUUGAUUUGGAAUUAUUAUUUGAAAAUUUAAAAAGUCUUCAUCGAUUUAUUUUCUUGGUGAAUAAGGAGUUGUCCAUCAAAUUGGUGGGAAAUGUAAAUUCGGUAGUAAAAGGGAGUUUUACUGAGGUGAUAGAAUCACUUUCUCUCAAAGAAUUGAAAAGUAUCUACAGCAAACUCAAGAAGGCUUUCCCAGCAGGGAAGAAGAAUGAUGUUGUUAAUGAUUUAAUAUCUUGCUACCCCUCUGACCAGUCCAACGAAAUUACAAGUAAGAAAGAAUUACUCAGAAGAAUCAAGGAUUUGAGAGUAGUUCCGGAACGGACAGAAGAGGAAGAGGUAGAAGAGGAAGUAGAGGAAGAAGAGGUCUCAAGUGAAGUGCUGUCAAAAAGGAUUAGAGAAUUAGAAGAAGAGUUAGACUUUAUGCGUGAUGAGGUUAAGAAAGCAAAGUCAUCGGCCGAACGAGACAUCAACCAAAUCAUGGUUGAUUUGACUCAACAAGGCGCGUUUUCACAAAGGGAUGUCUGUGAUGACCAGCUACCAGCGGCCCUAGCUAAUGGUCAACGAAAUAGGGUUCUCGAGCUACUCAAGAGUGGGAAGAGUAUUGAUUUGAAUCUAUUUCAAAUAGAUUGUAUGGCCGAAUCUCUUGCCAACGAACGGGUGUCUACUGUUUUUGACCGUAACUCAGUCAGGAAGGAAGAAGUGGAGGAGUUUAGUUCUCUUGGAGCUAUUUACAAGAUUCUGUUGAAGAAACAGCUCAAGAAUAAGGACGAAGAUGAAGAGUUGCAACGGGCUAUUGACUCAGUCGAGAAUCGUGCAUUUGUUCUCCUUGCGAGACAGAAGCACCAGCAAGCGGCAGAGAUAAUUAGUUCCUCUACACUCAACCCGUUGUUGAGAGAAAAAGCGGACCUGUUCUCUUGGGCGCUGAAAGCAGUGGGUAAGAGCGACAAAGAUGCAAAGGUGUUGAAACAACAAUUGAAAAUCCCUACUCCAGAGAAAGAUGUUAGCAAUAUAGUAUGUCUAUAUUGUAAGAAGCCAGGUCACACUAAAGAAACGUGUCGCAAAAAGAUGAGGGAUGAUGAGAAAGCCAAUAAACAACGAGGCCCUCACAGUUCUCUCUACGAAAUCCUUCAGUUUUUUCCAAGAUACUCACAUGGAAGAAAUUGCCUUCAGGAAGAAGGCUAUUCAUUCGAUUUCCAACAAGUGGAGACAAUGGGAAAUGAUGGGUGCCAAAAAAGAGAUUGUGGGUCUUUUGAAAGAUGGGGUUCCAAUUAUGGUCAGCAAGUAUUUCAUCCCUUACUAUGGAAGAGUAGAUAUAUCUCUUUGGUCGAAGGAAGAAAGAGAAUUUCUAACGGAAGAGAUAUGUAUGAUGUUAUCUAUUGGUGCAUUGGAAUUCUUCCAAGGAACUCCGAAGGUGGUGGCCAAGUAUCGAUUGGUACCGAAGAAAGGAAAGAAGAAAUUCAGAUUAAUUGUGGAUCUUCGUCCCCUAAACAAGUAUUGUUUGGAGAUCCCAAAGUUCAAGUACAAAACUCUGAGCAAGUGUUUGGAUCACAUUCGCAGUGGUGGGAAAAAGUUUUGUGCUACGUUCGAUUUAUUAUCAGGAUAUCACCAAGUGAAGUAUUGACAUUUGGAUGGAAUGGAAGCCCAUUCUUUUUCACUCAGAUAGUAGACGAAGGUGUUCGAUUGUUAACAAUAGAAGGCUAUACAUUGUCCAAUUAUUUGGACGAUUUUAUGGCUGUGUUAUGUAUCUCUUACUUAGAUUCCUACAACAAGCUUGUUCGAUUAAGCUUAAGGCUGGAUUUUUAUGGAUUUGUAAGAGAACCUUCAAAAGGUUGUUUCAAACCUUCCUUAGUCUUUUUAUUAUUAGGAGCAUUGGUAGAUCUGAAUUGCAUGACUCUCUCUAUUCCCGAAGAGGGUGUGGAGAAAAUAGUUGCUCGAUGCAAAAACCUCCUAUCAAAAAUGCACAGAGAGGAGGCCUUUUCCGCCCGAGACCUUGCCAAGUUGGCUGGCUCUGUUAUGUCAUAUGUACACUGUUUUCAACCAGCCUUAAUUGCUCUCAAUCCCAUUUAUUCAAGAAUUUUCAAGAUGGUGGAGGAUGGAUGGGAUACGCUACACCGUGUGAAAGACCACCAGUUAUCGAACGCAUUACAAUGGAUUCUUUGCAACAUUCACCAUUGGAACGGUCGAUUAUUUUCGUUUCCGUCAUUGAUCCACGAACUUUUUUCGGACGCCUCUUUAUCCGGCUUUGGUGCUACAAUGCCAUUAUUGAAUUUUACCUUACACGGCUCUUGGUCUACUUAUGGCAUGGAUCAUAUGCAUAUCAAUGUUUUGGAAGCAAAAGCCAUUUUUAUUGCCAUGGAAAAAAUCGCUCCCCUUAUUCAGGGAAAGUGUUUGAGAAUUUUUUCAGACUCUCAAGUGAUAGUGUUUUCUUUGCGAAAAGGUCGUUCCAAAAAUUCCUUAAUUCAAAGGAUUGUGGAAGGUAUUUGGAGAAUAGUAUUCCAAUACGACAUUCAAUUAGUUGCUGUGGAAUGGUUACCGUCGUCCCAAAAUUCGAUCGCCGAUCAAUUGAGCAGGUUGAAAACCACAGAAGAGAUGGAUUUCGGAGAUUGGGAAGUAACCCCAGAGGCAUUCGAAAGAGUUCAACAUCAAUUGCAGGUGAAAGUUCAGUUCGACCGUUUCGCCAGCAAUUACAACUUCAAGCAUUAUCCAGAAGGUGCUAGAGCAUUGCAAGCUUUGCCAAUCUCAAAUGAUACUCGUUCACCCAGUAUGGAAGACAAAACCCUGGUGGCCACUACUGCUGGAAGGCAAGGUUCGGUCAGUACCAAUGUCUGGAAUAGAUUUCAGACCCUCUCGGUCAGGGAAAUGCGAACCGCAAAAGAAAAGCUCUUGGCUAUUAGAGGCGACCCUAAUCGACUUUCGGAUGACCAACUAACAUCAGUUGGUGGACUAAUUGAAAAGGCCGGUGCGGGUCGUGAGUCCACAAACACUACGUAUGACAGUUAUUGGAAUCGAUUUGUUAAAUGGUGCGAUGAGAGAAAUAUUGCAAUACCACCCACAGAGAUGGAUGUUUACAAUUUUCUGGUGUGUCUUUUUCUUAAAUGUAGGUCCGGAAAAAAUUGUAAACUGGCAAUGUUUGCUAUUAAGAAGCGAUGUAAUCAGUUCAAAUGGAUUGACGUGGUGGGUGAACAUAUUUCAUCUCUAGUUGAUUGCAUGAUCAACAUGGCACCAGUUUCAUACGAGAUUGAACGAAACGAGUGGCGUAUUAUGUACAUUGAUAUGUGGAUUCUCGAAGGGUGUAACUUUGUCGACAGGAGAACUUAUGUUUUUUAUACGACCCUUAUGAUCAUCGGCAUCAGGUCCAUGUUACGAGGAUCUGAGUUGGGUAGUAUUUUAACCUCCAAUGUGGUAGAAAUUAACAAGAACAACAUUAACGGAAUCAGAAUUGUUGUGGAAAAAGUGAAGAAUGAUUUUAAACGAAGCAAGAAAGGAAGAGUCAUCGAAAUUGAGGCAACUAACUCCAGGAGAUGUCCUGUCGUCUGGCUUAGGUUAUGGAAAGUGUGUAACCCUCAAAAGUAUUUGUUUGGUGACGACCUUCCCUUAUCCACGGCUAAAAUUUCGGACAUUCUUAGAUUUGUAGCAACCAGCCUUAAGAUUUCGGGUUCUUUUUCUAGUCAUUCCUUAAGAAUUGGAGGAGCGUCAGAGGCAGCAUUUGCUGGUUUCUCACACACAGCAAUCCAAGCUCUAGGUGAUUGGUCCUCCAAUGCGAUAGAUGCGUAUUUCAGAGCUGGAUUCGCAUCUGACAAGAAUGUAUCUCGCCAGAUGGGUUUUUAG
This is a messenger RNA of Naegleria lovaniensis, 4092 nucleotides long. RefSeq lists its product as uncharacterized. The transcript has 4 exons. Lineage: Eukaryota; Heterolobosea; Eutetramitea; Acrasida; Naegleriidae. The record is from RefSeq and is a predicted model, not a curated record. Gene Ontology annotation, biological process: DNA integration; DNA recombination. Gene Ontology annotation, molecular function: zinc ion binding; DNA binding; RNA-DNA hybrid ribonuclease activity. Bases 1 to 4092 code for a protein of 1363 amino acids.